GCGAAUAGCUACAAACGCAACGAAGUUGUUACUUACCUUGACUACCAAAUAUACAUAUAAUGGCAGGACCGGUCGCCGAUCUUCACCCGCUUUCCCGGUCUGAUGGUUCAGCUUCCUACAAAUGCCCUUUCACUGGGUCGAAUAUCCUGGGAUCGGUCAAUGCGCCUAUUGAGCUGCCCGGGCGCCGAGAUGCUUUGAAACCGGAAGAGGCGACCAUUGAAGUGUUUGUGAAACCAGGUACUGCUCCUGGCGGUGUUGGUGAGCGAUACGUGGAGGGUAUUGUCAGAAGCGCGUUGGGCAGAGUCAUUUUGGGCCGUGAAAAAGGAUACCCAAGACGGGGGGUUGUUAUCACCUUGGCUAUAGUCGGUGGAGAGGGCGUGGCCAGAGGAGGAUCAUACCUCCCGUUGCUCCCCGCGCUCCUUCAUACUGCCACCCUCGCGCUGUUAUCAGCUUCCGUUCCCCUGUCGGUCACACUGUCGGCUACGAUCCUUGCCGUCGAUCCCGCCGGUAAAAUUAUUCGCGAGCCGUCCACCAAGGAGGCGAAGGCUGCUGCCUCCCUUCAUGUCCUCGCUUUCACAUCCAAAGGGCACCUACUUCUCAACGAAAGUGAGGGUGCGUUUACGUAUGAUACAUGGGAGGCUGUAUAUGAGCGCGCUCUGGUUAUCUGUCUUGGUAGUUCCGCUCUUAGUUCCGACGGCGAUGUGGCCAUGGCCGAGUCCACAGAGAGCCAGCCCCUAGAAGGCAUACUACGCGACACCGUUGAAGACCAUAUUCAUUCUGAAUACUCCUGGAAGCUUGCUGCUUGA
Messenger RNA from Aspergillus nidulans FGSC A4, 806 nucleotides. RefSeq names its product putative exosome complex subunit Rrp46. Bases 60 to 806 code for a protein of 248 amino acids. The record is from RefSeq and is a predicted model, not a curated record. Lineage: Eukaryota; Fungi; Ascomycota; Eurotiomycetes; Eurotiales; Aspergillaceae. Gene Ontology annotation, cellular component: nucleus; nuclear exosome (RNase complex). The transcript has 2 exons.